Molecule: messenger RNA, 549 nt
Organism: Aspergillus sclerotioniger CBS 115572
Lineage: Eukaryota; Fungi; Ascomycota; Eurotiomycetes; Eurotiales; Aspergillaceae
Exons: 2
Coding region: 40-339 (99 amino acids)
Source: RefSeq, a predicted model, not a curated record
AUAGUACUUAGGUACCUACUUAGGUGUCUACUUAGGUACAUGUGUAUGGGUAACCAAAUAACCAACCAACCGGCCUAUAACAUUCCAUUCUCAACCAACACCAUCUCAGACUAUGAUAGGAUGAACCUCCUCUCCUCAACUGACCACCCAGUCACGUACCUACCUAACCCCCUAUCUACACAGUACCUACGGACUACCACUCCCAUCGUCCCACGCGAAGAAAGCCACACUUCUCCUUCCUACCUACCUAUAGGCCCCCUCACCCCCAUUAAUCAAUCAAACAUGUUUGCUUCACCUUUCUUUCCAAACGACCGAGCAUUUUCUCCUUUCGUUAAUUGAUUGACUGACCGUCUGAUUGCUUGUCCCGUUUGAUCAUGGGACUUGAUUUGAAUCUAAUUCGACAGAUUGUCGGGUUAGGUAAGGAAGGAAGUGCUGGGCGGCGGCGACGGCGGCGACGGCGGCGAUAGUUCCCUUGGAGUUAUUCGGCGUAAUGCGAUGCGACGCGACGCCACUGAGAUCAUAUUGUUUGUUUGAUGGGGGUUGGGUCUU